This is a messenger RNA of Sinocyclocheilus rhinocerous, 2143 nucleotides long. RefSeq names its product partitioning defective 6 homolog alpha-like. Gene Ontology annotation, biological process: centrosome cycle; regulation of cellular localization; establishment or maintenance of cell polarity. The record is from RefSeq and is a predicted model, not a curated record. Gene Ontology annotation, molecular function: protein binding. Gene Ontology annotation, cellular component: nucleus; apical plasma membrane; cell cortex. NCBI's taxonomy places the organism in Eukaryota, Metazoa, Chordata, Actinopteri, Cypriniformes, Cyprinidae. The transcript has 3 exons. The coding region runs from base 138 to 1298 and encodes 386 amino acids.
CCGUGCCUGAGAAACAGUACUGCCGAUCGCGACUGUCAGUUCACUCAUGCUGCGCACACGAUCUCUGGCUGCUGACUCCUGUAUCUAGGGGCACUCUCGUGCGAUACUGCCCGUGGGACUAUAUAUAUAUCGCAAACAUGUCACGGCAUCACAGGACGCCGCUGAAAAACGAGGAGAGUGUGGUGGAGGUGAAGAGCAAAUUUGAGGCGGAGUACCGCAGGUUUGCCCUGAAGAGGAAAGGAGCCGGUGGCUUCCAGGAAUUCUACCAACUGCUGCAGACCAUUCACCGGAUCCCCGGAGUGGACGUGCUGCUGGGAUAUGCCGACAUCCAUGGAGAUCUACUUCCAAUCAACAAUGAUGACAACUUCCACAAAGCACUGUCCUCGGCCAAUCCGCUGCUUCGGAUUAUCAUUCAAAGGAGAGAUGUAGAUGACCCCGUGCCCUUCCCAACAGGAUCUCUUCAGAGAAGAAAAAAGGGUCUAGCUGGUCUGCAUCAACCAAAGCAGAGGUCCAAACCAUCGCUGCUCAUCGGCCUUCCGCAGGAUUUCCGGCAGAUCUCUUCUAUCAUAGAUGUGGACAUCUUACCCGAUACGCACCUCCGUGUCCGUCUGCACAAGCAUGGCACCAACAAACCCCUCGGCUUUUACAUCCGAGACGGCGUCAGCGUCCGCGUCACUCCCCAAGGGGUGGAGAAAGUUCCCGGCAUCUUCAUCUCUCGCCUCGUGAAAGGUGGUUUAGCAGAGAGCACAGGAUUGCUGGGAGUCAACGAUGAGAUUCUUGAGGUGAACGGUAUCGAUGUGGCAGGUAAAUCACUGGAUCAGGUCACCGACAUGAUGGUGGCUAACAGCCACAACCUCAUCGUGACAGUGAAACCCGCCAAUCAGCGCAACAACACGAUGCACCGUGCGAGUAAAACGUCUGCUGGCAACAGUUCCGCUGGCUCGGGAGGCUCCGCCCUCUCACAUGACUCUGCCCCCAGUCCCGCCUCACAGAAUGCCAGCCAAUACAGCAACAGCAACAGUGUGGCUGAGGGCGACAGUGACGAUGAUACUGACCUCAUCAUUGAGAACGACAACCUGUCGACGUACACGCCACACCGUAUGACUAAUGGCAAUGGCACCCAUGCUAGCGCCCUAUCGUCGGGUGCAUUUGCACACAGGCCCCUCCCACAAAGUGUUUCCUUACCCAGUAGCAGCUCUUUAAGCUCCCUGACCACACCUACACACAACGGCAGCCCCACCAAGACGAGCAGUAGCCAAGAAAGCAUGAGAGAGGACGGCAACUUCAUUACGUUGUGAGCUACAGUAGGUUUCACACCACAGUAGAAGCCUUUAUGCACAUUUAUAAGAAAAUGAAGGAACUAUUAUAUUAUCAGCUAUUAUUUUUCAGCCAUUACUGUCACAAACAACAACCUGUUCACAGUCUUGAAUGAGGACCUACGGCCCAGAUCACACGGGUUGCACAAUCUAGCCUGUGUGUGAGGGCAUGUGGCUGUCACUGUAUGGAAGUGCCUUAUGGCUCUCCACUCCUCUCGCCUUAGUUAUUUUUUCUCCUUUUGGGACAAAUCGACCAUAUUCAUUUGUAUUGACUCCGAGGACAGUCAGUCAGAAGUGUGCUAGCUACUACUGGGGUGCCUGACGUUAUCACUUGCACCUCGGAGGACGCGAGAGACGAACAAAUCGCCUCUGUGGAAAUGAUACGUGUCUUGUUUUGGAUUCAUCUCACUUUUUGUGAUGCCUCUUGCAUUGAUGAUGAUGGUAAUGAUGAUGGAAGAUGAGGAGGAGGAGGAAAAUAUAAAAGUGUUAAACCGGAUCUGAUCAGUGCUGAUUAUGCUUGUUUGCUCAUCUCAUCUCAUUCUGACGCUGAUCGUAGUUUCUGAUACUGAAGAUGUCUACCAAAAUGUGCUCUACAUGAUGAUUUUAAAGUGUUGUUAUUUGCAAUCAAGUCAUCAAUUCAAAGUGUUUAUUAAUCACAUUUUUAAUGUCUCACAAAUGUGCAGUAUGAGACGGGAAGUGUAGUGUUAAGAUCAUUCCCAAUAUGACAACAUUUAAAGAUGAUUUUACUUCAAGCAUAUUCUGUCACUCUGUUUGCUCAAAAGCCAGUUUAACACUCCCAAUUUGGCUUAAUUUUCACAUUCAUUAUC